Molecule: messenger RNA, 1409 nt
Organism: Cheilinus undulatus (humphead wrasse)
Lineage: Eukaryota; Metazoa; Chordata; Actinopteri; Labriformes; Labridae
Exons: 4
Coding region: 308-1168 (286 amino acids)
Source: RefSeq, a predicted model, not a curated record
AAGGCCGAUGAUCUAUGUACUGCAGAGAUGUUUUACAUGAAAAUAUUACUUGUUUAUCACAUUGGAUAUAAACUUGAGACAUCCUGUAAAAAAAGCGAAGAAAACGGAUUGAACCAGGCCUUCGUUCACAGUCGUCUUUGUCUUCCCUCAGAUCUGAGAUGUGGGCUUGGCCUAUGGUAGUAUAGAUCUGGAAACCAAAAAGUUAUUCCUGUUUCUGGGUGACUGCUUUAUUGCAAAAAGAGGAAAUGAUGUUAGACAUAUUUAAGAGUCUGGCAGGUCACAGCAGAGGAUCACUUCUCCUUUCACCAUGGAGUCUCUUGCUGAGCCAGUGCAGACCUUACUCAAGGACCUCAAAGACAACACCAAUACCUUUAUUUUCACCAGCCUGAUUUUUUCCUACCAAGCAUUAAAGGGAGAAUUUCCAUGCAUCUGUGCACCCCAGCCUUCUUUCUGCUACGGUUACCUGUUCAUGCCAUUUUUUAUCGUAACCACCUUGAUGCUGGCAACUGAUGCUCGGUUUGGCAGAGUGAUAAGGUACACCUGCUGGACCUGUUCGAUUAACUUCAGCUCCAUCCUGGUCCUUCGCUCACUGAAGGCGCUCUGUGUUGGCCUGCUGUGGAUCGCCGCGGUCUUUAUUGAUGCCGAAUGGUACGUUUGCUGCAUGAACGAGAAUUCCAGGGCUGUGGCAGAAUUGCAAUGUAAGGAAAAGAAGGACGUCACUUCUGGGGGUGAACCUGUGGUGACCAUCAAUCAAAUGAUCAUAAAUUCAAGGUUCUACGGCAUGAUUUUACUCUGUGGAAUCACCUUUGUGGGCUGCAUCGUGCCGCCGUUUUGGCGAACUUUCCGUGCUACUUCCUACUCUGCCUGUGGUGAUUGCCAGAGUCUGAAAUGUUGCAGCAAAGAAGUAGAUGGCGAUGAGCUGAUGUUGGAGGUUGGAGAAGAGCUUGUGUCCAAGGCUCAGAGAGAAAUGAAGGAGAAAGAGAUUAAUGACAAAGUGCCGAAAGGAGAGUGGGUGGAUUAUUUACAAUUUAUGGAAAAAAUGAUCGCACCAGUGACGGGUUGCAGAGUGCAGAGCAACAACCAGCAGAACCCUGAGGAAUCGGUGCCUCUCCAAACAGUACAGAGAAGUCCCUCGGACAGCACCAGGAGGAGGGACGACAUGAUCUAGAGACUUCUACAGUUUCCACCCGUCUCAUGUUUACAUCAAAUCAUGACGGAGUUCCAGUGAUUUCUGCAGAAAACUUUAAAUCUCUUAAAUGAUGCCGGUUUAAAAAUGUCCUUUCCUCUAAAUGCAUUGUAAGCUAAAGUGUCAGUAACAGGAUGAGUCCGUUUGAAAUGCCGACGUUAUUCUUGGAUCAUGAAAAUGAAAUGCUGUGCAUUCAUGUCUCAUUAAACUCUUCACAGUCUUC